Molecule: messenger RNA, 2909 nt
Organism: Morone saxatilis (striped sea-bass)
Lineage: Eukaryota; Metazoa; Chordata; Actinopteri; Moronidae
Product: 5-hydroxytryptamine receptor 2A-like
Exons: 3
Coding region: 1-1272 (423 amino acids)
Biological process (GO): G protein-coupled receptor signaling pathway, coupled to cyclic nucleotide second messenger; chemical synaptic transmission
Cellular component (GO): membrane; dendrite
Molecular function (GO): G protein-coupled serotonin receptor activity; neurotransmitter receptor activity
Source: RefSeq, a predicted model, not a curated record
AUGUCACUUGGUGGUGCUUCCUCUCAUUGGCUUCGUCCAUCGGCUGUGGACACUGUGCGCUCCAGCAUGAUCAUCUGCUCAGCUGACUCUGGUCGAAGCCAUGUUGUUGUUAUUCAGACAGGGAACUUCAUUGCAGUCUCUCUGAGGAACAUGAUGUUCUGGUCGUGGCCCACUGGUGUUAAUGGCUGUGGCUACACUCUCAUUUGCCUCAAGCAGCUGGUCAUGGCACCACCAAAAGUUUUGGUGCACUUUCUCAUCUCGUCCAUGCUCCUUGCUGCCCCAUCCUUAACAUCCUCGUACUUCCUCCACGGCUGUGGACGUACGAACCAGGAGGACGUACGAACCAGGAGGCUGCAGCUUCCCAAAGAGAAAUUCUUCCAUGUUUUAAUGUCCUGCUUCCUCUCCGCAGGGAUCUCCAUGCCGAUUCCCGUGCUCGGACUCCGAGACCACUCCAAGGUCUUCAAAGAUGGCAGCUGCCUGCUGACGGAUAACAACUUUGUGCUGGUCGGCUCCUUCGUGGCGUUCUUCGUGCCCCUCACCAUCAUGGUCGUCACCUACUUCCUGACCAUCAACGCGCUGCAGAACGAAGCCACCCUCUGCUUGGACCAGCUGGUCCCGCGCCCCAAAUGGAGCACGACUUUCACCCUGAGCUUCUUACCGCAAACCUCGCUGUCCUCAGAGAAACUCUUCAGGCGCUCCAUAAGCCGCGAGGCCGGUGGCAGAGGGAGCAGCAGUGGGCUGGGAGGCGCCCGCGGGAGCGUUUCCGGCUCACUGUUCGGACGCCGCACCAUGCAGUCCAUCAGCAACGAGCAGAAAGCGUCCAAAGUCCUCGGGGUGGUGUUUCUUCUCUUUGUGGUCAUGUGGUGCCCGUUCUUCAUCACCAACGUGCUGGUGGUGGUGUGCAACCCAGUGGUGUGUGAUGCAGGACUCAUGGGAGGCCUGCUGAACGUUUUCGUCUGGGUGGGGUACUUGUCCUCCGCCGUGAACCCGUUGGUCUACACGCUGUUCAAUAAAACAUACCGAGCAGCGUUCCUGCGCUACGUUCGCUGCCAAUACCAGCCGGAGAAGAAGCCUCUCCAGCUCAUACUGGUGAACACCAUCCCGCCGCUGGCCUACAGCUCCACCCAGCUGCCUCUGGGCAACGUUGAGAAGAUACGAAAUGGAGAUGCGCACUCUAGUGGCGAGGUGAAGGACUUUUCUUUACCUGGACAGGAAACGGAGAUGUGUCGGCCGGAUAAAAGACACAGAGACAAGGACGAGAGCUGCGUGUGAACGAACUCACAGAUUGGAUCAAACUGUGGUCACACGAGGAUCGAUGGUUUGAGGUUGAGGAAGUGCCAAAGACAAAGUGCCUACACCUUUUCCACCAAGAGUGCUGGUUCGGAGCCUAAUCUGGAACCAGCUCUCGGACAGGAAAACUGGUUCCAGUGCAGCACCAGAUGGCUGUCUCCACUUCCUCCCACUGUACUAAUGAACCAGAAUAUCUCGAUACGGAUGCUGCCACCUUUCACCUUUCGGAGUCUGUGCAGUAGUGAUCGAGGUCGGCGCCGUGGUAUUAAGGUCGAACACCGGCCGACUCAGUGGCGAGCAGGGCUCAGCUGUUAAUCAUGAUGUGAAACCCCCCUUUUAUAUUCUUUAAAAACGAAUUAAAUCCAAACUGAUGAUAAAAUGAACACUUCAGCGUGAUAAGAAGGACCUGAAAUUACAGAAACCCUCUUUAUGAGCUAUUCUGCAGUCAGCCACCAGGGGGAAACGGAGAGAGCUGUCAAGUUGUCCAUCUUUAAAUAAAUAUAUUAAAUAUUUAAAAAAUGUAUUUAUUAGCUGUUAUGUUAGCUAGGUAGCUAGCAGUUGGUCAGCUAACAUUACCCAAACAGCCAGCCAGGUAGCGUAACCUUGGUAAAAACAGCUAACGUUAGAGAUACAGUGACUGUAUCGUGGCUCUCCAACUCGUGGAAAAUCAAACCGGUUCUUAGAAGAUUCUUAAUUUAAACCAGACCAGAACUAGGUUGGCGUUGGUGAAAAAGGGGGUUCCCAGACAAUUAAAAAUAUUGAUAAAUCUUUGCAUUGAGCUGAAUCAACCAGUUACCCACAAACCAUUGCUUCAUGGAUUAUUUCUGGUCUGUUUCAGAUCCUUCUCCACGCAAAUGAAAUUAAAUUAAUUUAAUUUUCCACUUUUUAAAGAGUUUAUCUUCCAGCCUGAGUAAGUUGAGACCAGGAGCAGGGACAGUCUGUGUAAAUGAUGUGAGACACUAGUUGUGUCAAGUGACAGAUUUACUCGUUGUGUAACAAACUCUUUGAACUAAAGGGUAAAAAACUUAUCAUUAUUUCAUUUUCCUCGGAUGCUCGGCUGCAGUGACCUCGGCUACUCCCUCAUUCCUCUGGCUCCCUGGCAUCAGUCGGGGGGGCAUCUACCUCCCGUCACACCUUUGGGUGGAUCAGCAGGGAUGAGACUGGAUUUCCUGCCACUUUAUAAGAUGUUUGUGUUGGGGAGGGCGAUCCAGAAUGAGCCCGACACGCCGGGACUUCAGACUCUCGCAGGUAAAGAUGCCAAAAUGGAGGACAGUAAAGCUCCUGCAGGAGAAUAAAUAUGAUGUCUGAAAAUGCUCUGCAGAUACAGAGACAGUAAAUAAAUAUAUAUUUGUAUUUUGUGCAGAUAUGUGAAUAAAUGUACAUGAUUGUUAAAAUGUUUAGUGUUCUGAUACGAGGAUUGUAAAAUGAGAUUAUAUUGUAAAGGUCACUUUUAACCUUCUGUUGGCGGACGACCGGUGAACACAUUGGGGUUGUUUCCAGAGGCAUCGAGGUCUUUACACACUUAUUUUAACUCCAAAUAAUUGUUGAAACCUUUAACUAACACAAACUCAAUUUUGUAAAAAAGAUAAGAUAUUAAUUUUAAGUGACACUAAUUUAAG